AUAUGAUACAAUCCUCAAACACUUGGAUAACAAAGGGAGGGAGUGCUCCAGACGGGAUUGGUGGUGAGGAGCCACAAUAACUUCCCUGCCAACCAAACACUCCACCACUGCUUGCAGGAUGUGGGAAAUUCAGCACCAACUCCAACCCCUCUUCUUCACAACAAUUUAUUUUCACAAGUAACAACUCAAGCCUUCUUGGUGUUCUUCAUUUAUUUGUUUUUCCUUCAUUCGAUUUGAUUUUAAAGGGAAAAAAAGUAGAACCGUUUGUAUAGUUCGUGGCUUCAAUAACUGUACAGUUGUCUCCAGCCAUGGCAAUCCUGGUGAAUGCAAUGUCUCCAAUUACAAGCCCAUCUCCAGAAAAUGCGAGAAAGGUUUGUGGAUUCUUUUCCCAGGUUCCUAAUCUCCAUACCCUUUCACUGAACAAGGGUUUUUCUAGGGUUUUGGCAUCUACCCAGAUCACCAUUUCUCCUAAGGACAAUGUUUUCACACUCCCCAAUUGGAGGUCUGGAAAGAACGACCCAAGAACUAGAGACCUCAGGCUCAAUGAUGCUUUUUUGUAUUUGGAGUAUAUGAUAGGGAAGGGACACAAGCCCGAUGGAGGACAAGCUACUCAGCUCAUGUAUGAGCUCUGCAAAUCAAAUAAGAUGAGGAAAGCAACUAAGGUGAUGGAGUUGAUGAUCGGUUCAGGUACCACUCCAGAUCCUGCUUCUUGUACCUUCUUGGUGAAUAAUCUGUGUAAAAGAGGGAAUGUUGGGUAUGCAAUGCAAUUAGUUGAAAAAAUGGAGGAAUAUGGAUAUCCAACCAAUACUGUUACCUAUAAUUCUCUUGUUAGGGGGCUUUGUAUGCAUGGAAACUUGAGUCAGAGCUUGCAAAUUUUGGAUAAAUUUAUGAAGAAGGGGUUGGUUCCAAACGUGUUCACAUACUCAUUCUUGCUUGAAGCUGCGUAUAAGGAGAGAGGGGCUGAUGAAGCCAUAAGGCUCUUGGAUGAGAUAGUUGCUAAGGGUGGGAAGCCUAAUCUGGUUAGCUACAAUGUUUUGUUAACUGGAUUGUGCAAGGAAGGCAGAACAGAAGAGGCAAUGCAGUUCUUUAGGGAUUUGCCAUCUAAGGGGUUCAGUCCGAAUGUUGUGAGCUAUAAUAUUUUGUUAAGGAGUUUGUGCUACGAGGGGCGAUGGGAAAAGGCAAAGGAGCUUCUGGCUGAGAUGGAUGGCGGGGAACGUUCCCCAUCCAUAGUUACAUUCAACAUAUUGAUUGGUUCGCUUGCCCUUCAUGGACAAACUGAUCAGGCUCUUGAGGUUUUAGAUGAUAUGUCGAGGGCACGGUUCAAGGCCACUGCUGCAAGCUACAACCCAAUAAUUGCUCGUCUUUGCAAAGAGGGGAAGGUGGAUCUUGUGGUUAAGUGUCUUGACCAAAUGAUGUAUCGACGCUGUAAUCCUAAUGAGGGUACAUACAAUGCAAUUGCUGUGCUUUGUGAGGAGGGAAAGGUGCAAGAGGCAUUUUCUAUAAUUCAGAGCUUAGGUAAUAAACAAAAUUCCUCCACGCACGACUUCUACAAAGGUGUUAUCUCAAGCUUGUGUCGCAAAGGGAACACAUACCCAGCAUUUCAGCUUUUGUAUGAAAUGACAAAGUAUGGAUUUGUUCCAGACUCCUACACUUAUUCAUCUCUGAUCAGAGGUUUGUGUUCAGAAGGAAUGCUGGAUGAAGCCAUGGAGAUAUUCAGUAUAAUGGAAGAAAAUUACUGCAGGCCUGAUGUUGACAAUUUUAAUGCGCUAAUACUUGGGUUAUGCAAAUGUCGAAAAACAGAUUUGUCAUUGAUGGUUUUUGAGAUGAUGGUCAAGAAGGGCUAUAUGCCUAAUGAAACAACUUAUACCAUCAUCGUGGAAGGGAUUGCCCACCAAGAAGAAAUGGAGCUGGCAGCAGCUGUUCUAAAAGAGUUGUAUCUAAGACAAGCUGUGGGCAGAAGUACCUUAGAAAGGCUUGUUAUGCAAUAUGACCUUGAGGGAUUACCAAUUUAAGAAGUUCAAAAAAAAAUCCCUGAAUACAGAGAGGACCAAACAAGACCAUAGAUUGGUGUCCGAUGCAAAUUAGGUUCAACAGAUUGUGGGAUCAGGAGCAGUAAUGAAUCUUUGAUAUGUAUAUUGACAGAUGAAACAUUUGAUACGGUAUUUGAAGUUUUAGCAAGUUGGAAAGCGGCAAGUUCAACCAUGAAAUUGAUCGGUAUGCAGUAUCUUUUUCUUUUUUUUUUCCAGCUUCUAUCUGUGAUUUUCAAUUGGAACUUCUAAUCGUGUAAAGGAGUUGUAUCUGUCAAUCUUUCAUUUAAUCUAAUGGGGGAUUUAGCGACUUUUGAUCGGUCAAGUCCUUCCUUCCUCAAAUAUCAUUUUUGUAAGAAUCAGUUCCCUUUUACCUACCUCUUCUUAUUGUAUUAACUGCUUGUUGCCCA
This is a messenger RNA of Vitis vinifera (wine grape), 2437 nucleotides long. RefSeq names its product pentatricopeptide repeat-containing protein At1g79080, chloroplastic-like. NCBI's taxonomy places the organism in Eukaryota, Viridiplantae, Streptophyta, Magnoliopsida, Vitales, Vitaceae. The transcript has a single exon. The record is from RefSeq and is a predicted model, not a curated record. Gene Ontology annotation, molecular function: protein binding. Bases 309 to 2012 code for a protein of 567 amino acids.